AUGAUGUCGACCCCCGUCCCAUCCAGCUUAAACGUCCCGACCACGCAAAACACCGCGCCCGUGAUCAAGUUCCGAUGCCUGUUCACCCGCGAUCUGCGGCGCAAAGCCAAACGCUGGCAAGAUGGGUACCUCCGAUUCCACACGUUCAACAAGCGGGUCAUGGUCUACGACACGACGGGAAACUUCGUCGGAGACCUGCAUUGGCGGCAUGACGAAAGCAUCCAGGAUGGCGACGAGCUGGAGCUGGACCGAGGCCUGAUAAUCCAAGUAUGCGAGUCGAUGGAGAAGACAGAGACCGAUAUCUCGGCUCUCUACGCGAAAAAGCCCAGUCAAGGGUCUCCAUCACGUCCGGUUGAUCCCGCGACCCCCUCCGCCCGCUCGCCUACCCCCUUGCGAUCAUCUCUCUCCUCACAACCGUCGCGGUCGUUGAACGAUCUUUUGGGGAUCAAAAAGACCCCGAUCGGACAUCUGGUUUCUCCCCACGCAGACAGAGCCUCGACACGGUUAGACAAGGUUGAUCAACCGGUAUUUCAGCCAGCUCCCAAGCGCCAGAAGACGGCUUCCUUCGAUAGUCAACCGCGCCCGUCGCUGCCUGCCCGUUCAAGCCGAGCCCAGCCCAAGGUCAUUGACUUGUCCGAGUCACUCGAUUCUAUAGAACAGCGCGCGUCGAAAAAUACCCCUAGUCGCAUUGAAAAACCUCGGAGGGAUCCGAUUCCCUCAAGCGUCACGCCCACCUCGCUGUUCAUUGCCGGCACAAAGCCGAAAACCGCUACUGAGAACCCCGGGAUUGACAAACCUCGGCCUGCCGCCAAUAAUGUUCUAAGGGCGCCAUCACGUAUCCCCACGGACCGACCUGUUAAUACACUACGACUCUCAAAUGAAAAGCCGCGUAAAAAGUUGAUGUACAGUGCGCUUUUGCCUAAUCAAGCGCCAUCGAAAGCGUCCACCACGGUGCCGUUAUCGGAAAAGACCAAUAGGCUCGCACGGGACAAAUCGCAGGAUGCGCCGAUGAUAAAUCCAAAUCGUCUCCCGCCAAAUCCUGACUUCACACCCUCCGCUUCCACGCAAUUUGCCCUGGAUGAAAUGAUCGAUGAUUCCGUACAUCCCAAGACAAAGGCUCCCUCCAAACCUGUGUCCUCUCGACCAUCGGCGCCGUCUCCGUUGCUUUCAGCUGCCAUCCGCCACAAUGCCCAGGCGCAGGGUCUCCCGACGAGUAGAUCUUCGACGGGGCUUCGCAAAUCGUAUUCAGAUCCGACCGCGUUGACAAGCGCAAACAGUCUACAAAGUCGACCGGCCCUUUCCAAAAGCCCGCUAAACACGGACAAUGAUGAUACCAAUCACGAGCAAGGACCCUGGACGACCGAAGCUCUCGAUCUCUUCGACUUUUGGCCGCCGGGACGUCCCAAGCCUGGUUAG
Aspergillus affinis is the source of this 1416-nucleotide messenger RNA. RefSeq lists its product as uncharacterized. The record is from RefSeq and is a predicted model, not a curated record. The coding region runs from base 1 to 1416 and encodes 471 amino acids. NCBI's taxonomy places the organism in Eukaryota, Fungi, Ascomycota, Eurotiomycetes, Eurotiales, Aspergillaceae. Gene Ontology annotation, cellular component: site of double-strand break; nucleus. Gene Ontology annotation, biological process: double-strand break repair. The transcript is spliced from 2 exons.